Molecule: messenger RNA, 2190 nt
Organism: Odontomachus brunneus
Lineage: Eukaryota; Metazoa; Arthropoda; Insecta; Hymenoptera; Formicidae
Product: 4-coumarate--CoA ligase 1-like
Exons: 9
Coding region: 257-1882 (541 amino acids)
Biological process (GO): long-chain fatty acid metabolic process; fatty-acyl-CoA biosynthetic process
Molecular function (GO): long-chain fatty acid-CoA ligase activity
Source: RefSeq, a predicted model, not a curated record
GGUGGCAGUCCAUGCUUAUACUCCGGUUCGUCUGUUAGUCGUGAAGUGUAAUUCAAAUAGUGCACAACUCUCUCAAAUAGUGCUCUUAUUCCCACGAGAAUUUUUCAUUUUGUCACGAAUCUCUUUUCGAAUUCUGAAAAAUUCUCUCGUUCUUGCCAGGCACACAACGAAUUAAUUACGACUUGUUCGCGUUUAAAUAGUAUUGCGUGUAUCUUCACUGUAAAUACUUCCUGGAACCAGGUGAAUCUGUGACAAAAUGGUCGCAGAUCAAGCAAAGAAUAAAGUGAACUUUACGAUCGAGAACAAUGUUCACAAGGGACCAAUACAACCGUAUUCGGGUAGCUUCAAGAGCAUCGGAGAGAUGUUUUGGAAAAAAAUUAACAACUUUAACGACAAAAUCGCACAGUUGGAUGCACGCACGGGCGAAUCGGUCACUUACAAGGAAUUUCAAAAGAAAAUUGCGAAAUGCGCUUUGUGGCUACAGGAAGAGGGAAUUAAGCCAGGCGACGUUAUCAGCGUGUGCACGCACAAUCACGUGAAUGCCUUUGUGCCGUGUGUGGCAGCAACUUAUAUCAACAUUAUCUUCAAUCCAUGGGACGACGAGAUGAACUUACAGACCGCGCUGCACGUGCUGCAGUUGACCAUGCCGAAAAUAAUCUUCUGCAACGAGCGUUCCGUAAACGUGGUGCUGCAAGCGAUACACGAGAAUAAAUAUAAUGCCAAGUUGGUGGUCUUCGGCAAACAUCCCAAUGUGAUCUCGUUCGCAAGCAUUUUGAGUAAAUAUAGCGACUCGCAGGCGAUGGGUUUCCGCUAUAUCGAGACCGACGAUAUUAAGAGAACGGUGUGCAUCCUGCACUCGUCUGGCACCACGGGGAUGCCGAAAGGAGUCGAGUUAUCCAAUUAUGCUAUGUUGUCGAUGAACGAGGAGAACGCGAUAGACCUGAAUAAUACGGUCGCACUCUGGUUCUCAUCGCUUUAUUGGGUCAGUGGAACGUUGCUUAACUCGAAAGCAAUUAAUCAAGGUGCCAAGAUAAUCAUCUAUCCGGAAUUCGAUGAAGAAAUGACAUGUAUCUUAAUCGAUAAGUACAAGGUAACAUGGCUUUUUAUAAGCACAAGCAUGACAAAUCGGUUUCUUAAAGCUGGUCACGUGAAGAAUUAUUCCUUAUCGUCUUUGAAAAUAAUCUUUUGUGGCGGUGCUAUCCUCAAGAUGGAGUCACAGAAGGAAUUACAACGUGUUUUACCGCACGUUGAGGUUUUGCAGGCUUAUGGGAUGACGGAAAUGGGAGGAAUAGUAACGUGUCAGAUGCCGUACCAUAAGUGCGGUUCUUGUGGAACGCCGACGCGAAAUGUGCAAAUAAAGAUAAUAGAUCCGACUACUGGAAAAGCUGUCGGACCGAAUGAAACGGGAGAGCUGUGGGCGAAAUCGCCGAACAUGAUGAACGGUUAUUAUAAAAAUCCCGAGGCAACCAACAGCACUGUUGAUAAAGAAGGAUGGCUGCAUUCGGGUGAUCUCUGCUAUUUCGACGAGGAUGGCGAAUUGUUUGUGAUUGACAGAUUGAAAGAGCUUAUAAAGUAUAGAGGACAUCAGAUCUCACCCGGAGAGAUAGAAACUGUCCUAAUGUCACAUCCAGCAGUGUUAGAGGUCGCAGUGGUGGCAGUGCCUCAUUCAACAGAUGACGAACAUCCUAUAGCUUACGCCACCAGGAAGUCCGGUUUCAAGAUAACGGAGCAAGAACUGAUCGAGUUUGUGGCAAAUAAUAUGAUGGAUCACUUUAAACUACGUGCUGGCGUGGUGUUCUUGGAUAAUUUUCCUUACACAGGAUCCGGCAAAAUUGCGAGAAAAGAAUUGAAGGCAAUGGCUAAGAAACUAGAAAUGAAGUAAAGUACUACGAAGUUAUAUUUAUAUUUCCAAAGCAAUAGAUAUUUGUAUGACUAGAGUGGGAACAUAAGUGUUAAUUUUAUUUUUGGAAAUUGAUUUUUUAUUUAUAUGUAUAUAUACAUUUAUCGUUUUAUUAACAUUAUUUUAUUUUCUUAAUUUUAAUGUUUUAAUAUUAACAAUAAGAAAUCUAGAAGUGUUUCUCAGCGAGCUUUCGACUUGUAUGAAAACUACCUUGAACUUGUAUCUUGAACUUUAACUUUAUUGUGUUGUACAGUAGCAGAAGCUAAGAGAAAUAUAUUUUUUUAUAAUUG